GGAAGCAGGGCAGGAUGAGUUUGCAUCUUCGUCCAGUAUGUGCCAUGUUCUAUCGUCGAUUCUCGCACUGACCCUUAGCAGGACGGCCUAUGCUCGCUCGGCAGGACACUGACAACCUGCUUAGUUACUACGAGUCGCCGCUCGCAGACAAGGGACCGGUACCUCUAUCAGCAUCGUCAUCGCAGUACUCAUCAUCAGACUCGAGUUGCAGCCAGUAUUCGAAAGAGUCGCCAGUCGCGUCGCCACACAGAACCGAACAAACUGCGGACCGGCAACAGAUGGCCGCCGCCAUCAUGACCGCCGACAUGGCCCAACACAACAGAUCUCAGUCUGACGCCCACGAUAUCCCGCCCUCGUCUAUGCCAGCGCCCAAGCGGAGGUCAUCCACUGACAGCAGCAUAGUCACUUUCUCACCCGACAACCCCGCUUCGUAUCUCAACUACCAGCCCGGCAUACAUGCAACAGCAGGUCCAUUGCCUCCACCGCCAAGACUGGAUCCACCACCACCGCGUUCAGCACGGCGGAGAGGAGACAUUGAAGCAGUGAAACAGGCACUGCAGCUACCUCCAUCUGUCUCUGCAGCCUUGUCGAAGCGGGCACCUCGACCAACAUCACCCACGGUACACGCGACCAAAUCCAUCCAUCGACGAGAGGGCGCGUCAGACACAGAGUCAUCCCGCUCACAUCGAACACCGCCACCCCCACAGCCAGACGUUGUCAUUCAGCCACCUCCGCGCAACGACAGCCUCCCAGAAGACCGCGAAUGGGUCAGCGUCACCCCCCCGCCCUCAAAGAAGCGCGUAUCCGCAGAACUCUCCAUCUCAUCCGGCGAAGAGCUCCCGCCCACCCCAAGUCCUCCUCCAAAGUCCCUCCGCAACAGUCUCACCCGCGGUCUCCGCCGCAUGUCCCUUCCCCGAACACCCAGCCGCACCCCGUCCCCGCCCCAGCUAUCCCCCCUCUCCCGUCCAAAGAUCAAAGCUCUCUACCCCUCCGCCAUGUACUGCUCAGAGCUCUCCGCCAAACUCACCACCCUCGAGCGCUGUGCUCUCUACACCGCCAAGAUCAACGAACUCGCCCUCUACGACUGCGGUCUCAGUGACUGGCUCUUUGAAGCACGCAUCAGAAACUCACCCGGCCCGUCCCCUGCCUUUACGCCGAAACCUCGGAAUACAUCUCACGGCAGCGAGGCUAGCGAAGCCACCUUCCCUGUCCGUCCAGAUGCUGGUGUCGCGACGGAUUUAUCCUCACCCACGACGCCAAAUAGUAGCGUCAUCCUUCCAUACCCGACCCUUGCACCCCGAACGACGUCCUCAGUAAAGAGCGGCUUCUUCGCGUCUCUAGGUCGCAAAGCCAGUGUCAGUCGCACAACAACAGGUCCUCAGCCACCUCGCCAGCAGGCUCAUCAUCCAAUACCCAAUCGUACUGUCCUCACAAAGCGUCCCACCAUCUCUCCCACUGUUCCAGGUGGUCCUAGAGCAAAACGCAUGUCCAGGAGCCAUACCAUGAUGCUCAGCCCUUCCACUACCAGCAGUCAUACCAUGGAAGAUGUCAGCGAGUCAGAUACAAAGCCUACUACCCAGGAUGACCCCGAGUUUGAGAGGCAGCUCGAUAAACUUGCUGUCUUGCUCCCCCAUGCAGAACGCGAUGUUCUUGCCGGUUACCUCCGGCGCUCAGGACAAGAUAUGAUUGCUAUUGGCUUGUAUCUCGAUGAUGAGAAAAUGGGCAGGAUACGCAGACCCUGACUUUUUCUCUUUGCUUUUUGCUUUCGUUGCAUGAACUCUCUACUACCCCAUUGUAUACUAAAUCUGUCGCAUUAUAUCAUCUCUUCCAGAGUGGUUCAUUAUUCGCAUCCAAGAAUACACCUUCCAAGUCUAAUAUUACACUGUAUCCCAAUCCUGAAAGCAAGACAACACUGACUAUUUUCACCGUCCAAUAACCGCAGGUCUAAAUGUUCCCGAUCUUCUCAUGUUCGAAUUCGCCGGGAAUACUUCUCCACUCGUUGGCAACGUUACUCAAAUCCCAGAAAUGUACUCACCGCGUUGCUGCUGCUGCUGAAUAGGUGCCGUACCCCAGCCCGGCCCUGUGUUUCGUCGUUUCCCACCACUCCCAU
This is a messenger RNA of Desarmillaria tabescens, 2110 nucleotides long. RefSeq lists its product as uncharacterized. The transcript is spliced from 2 exons. Lineage: Eukaryota; Fungi; Basidiomycota; Agaricomycetes; Agaricales; Physalacriaceae. The coding region runs from base 90 to 1742 and encodes 550 amino acids. The record is from RefSeq and is a predicted model, not a curated record.